Molecule: messenger RNA, 9670 nt
Organism: Dicentrarchus labrax (European seabass)
Lineage: Eukaryota; Metazoa; Chordata; Actinopteri; Moronidae
Gene: grip2b
Product: glutamate receptor interacting protein 2b
Exons: 25
Coding region: 288-3776 (1162 amino acids)
Biological process (GO): neurotransmitter receptor transport, endosome to postsynaptic membrane
Molecular function (GO): protein binding
Source: RefSeq, a predicted model, not a curated record
CACACCGGGGGAGAAACACGGAGGAGGAAGAAAGAAGGAGGAGAAGAACAGAAGGAGAAAAGAAGAAGAAGAAGAAGAAAAAGAAGAAGAAGAAGAAGAAGAAGAAACAGGGGGAAUCGUUAUAUUUGCCGGGGCUGCUGUCGCCUGCGUGUCAUCACCUCCACCGGACAGGAUCUACUCUCCUCAUCAUCAUCACUCCUCUCCACCACCCCUCAUCAUCAUCACCCUCACCCUCAUCCUCCUCAUCACCUAGACCUCUUCUCCACUUCCUCCUCUCCUUCAUCACCAUGCCGGGUUGGCGGAGGAACCUCACUUUCUGUCUGCAGCGGAUGCACGAAGAAGAUGACGGGCCAUAUGGGAAAACAAAGGAUAUCUCUGGACCAGAACAGACCAUGGCCUCGAGAAGACACAGUAUACCAGAAGCUCUGCGGGGGGUGACGAUGGUGGAGCUGGUGAAGAAAGAAGGCAGCACACUGGGCCUCACCAUCUCAGGAGGAACCGACAAGGAUGGGAAACCCCGAGUAUCGAACCUGCGGCCUGGAGGACUGGCGGCCAGGAGUGACCAGCUAAACGUUGGUGACUACAUCAAGUCGGUGAACGGCAUUAAUCUGACCAAACUGCGGCAUGAAGAGAUAAUCAGCUUACUGAAGAACGUAGGAGAGAGAGUUCUGCUGGAGGUGGAGUAUGAACUGCCCCCUACAGCACCAGACAGCACCUCAGGGGUUAUAUCGAAGACAAUCGACAUCUGUUUGCACAAAGAGGGGAACAGCUUUGGUUUCGUCAUGAGAGGUGGUACCCACGAGGACUGGCACAAGUCACGCCCCUUGGUGGUAACCUACGUCAGGCCAGGAGGUCCUGCAGACAGAGAGGGCACACUGCGUCCUGGUGAUCGUCUCCUCAGUGUGGAUGGCGUGCCACUGCACAACGCCAACCACAGCGACGCCCUCAGCGUAUUGUCUCAGUGCGGCCAGGAAGCCCUGUUCCAGAUAGAGUACGACGUCACUAUUAUGGACACAGUAACGAACGCCUCCGGUCCGCUAUUAGUGGAAAUUGCCAAGUCGCCAGGAGCAACGCUGGGUAUCACGCUGACGUCGGCCAAUCAUCGAAACAAGCAGGUCAUUGUCAUCGACCGGGUUAAACCUGGGAGCGUCGUGGACAGAUGUGGAGCAUUGCACGCUGGAGAUCACCUGCUGUCCAUAGACGGGACAUCGACAGAGCACUGUACAGUCCUGGAGGCAACACAGCUAUUAGCAAGCACAACAGAACUGGUGAAAUUAGAAAUACUCCCCUCCCAUCAAACAAGGCUAACUGGGAAACAGCACGACACAGUGAAGGUUCAGAAGUCGGACCACCCCCACUCCUGGGACCCCUGUGUGAACUACUGUCACCCUCCAAACUCCACCCUCUGCAACACAAGCUCCACCCUCAACAAGUCGUGGACGGCCUCAAAUAAUAACACCAUCAACAACCUCGACUACUGCAAGUCUCUGGUAUCUGCUAGUUUCUCUCCCGGCUCUACGACUACAUCAGGCCCCAGUAGCCAGAGCUCCAGCACCCUACCCAGGCCUACAGUUCCUAUGAGUCCACGUAAUUCGCUGCUGAAACGACGGCAGAGGAAGAAAGAGCACAAAAGCUCCUUGUCUCUGGCGUCCAGUUCGGUGGGUCCAGGUGGUCAGGUAGUUCAUGUAGAGACCAGUGAGAUCGUCCUAACAGGCGACCCACUCAACGGCUUCGGUGUCCAGCUACAGGGAGGAAUAUUUGCCACCGAAACACUGUCUGCACCCCCACUUAUCCGAUUCAUAGAGCCCGACAGCUCUGCUGAGAGGUGUGGACUGCUGCAGGUCGGAGAUCGCCUCUUGUCAAUCAAUGGAAUCCCCACGGAAGAUGGAACACUAGAGGAGGCCAAUCAGCUGCUCCGAGAUGCGGCGCUGACCAAUAAGGUCACAUUGGAGAUCGAAUUCGAUGUAGCAGAGUCUGUGGUGCCUAGUAGUGGCACUUUCCACGUCAAACUGCCGAAGAAAAGAGGAGUGGAGUUGGGGCUCACCAUCAGUGCCAGUAAGAAGCCAGGAGAGCCCCUCAUCAUUUCUGACAUCAAGAAGGGCAGCAUGGCCCACAGAACAGGAACAUUGGAGCCUGGUGAUAAGCUGUUGGCCAUCGACAACAUCAGACUGGAGAACUGUUCCAGAGACGAUGCGGAGCAAAUCCUCCAGCAGUGUGAGGAACUGGUCAAACUAAAGAUACGAAAAGACGAAGACAACUCAGAUGAGCAGGAGACGUCUGGCAGCAUCAUCUACACAGUGGAGCUGAAGCGGUACGGAGGCCCUCUGGGUAUCACCAUCUCAGGCACUGAGGAGCCUUUUGACCCCAUCACUAUAUCCGGCCUAACCAAGAGAGGCCUGGCCGAGAGGACAGGGGCUAUUCACGUAGGUGAUCGGAUCCUGGCUAUCAACAGCGUCAGUUUGAAAGGCAAGCCCCUGAGUGAAGCCAUCCACCUGCUGCAGAUGGCUGGAGAGACGGUCACCCUCAAGAUAAAAAAACAGCUUGACACUUUUUCUCUCCAAGAUUUAGAGGAGAGGAAGGCAGCAGAGGUAGAGGACACAACAGAGAAUGAGCUCAGUGACACUGAGGAGGAUGAUUUGACAGACAGCCAACAAACAAAUAAGCUGUCAGAGCUUUACUCCACAACAAUACCCAGUGUCGACUCUGCCAUGGAGUCAUGGGACGGCUCAGGGAUGGACGCCGGCUAUGGCAGCCAGGGUACGUACAGCCACCAGGCUGCUGGUAUUGCCCUCCAUCCCCAUGAAUGGCGUAGUGCAAAGCAGCAGCGCAGCACCACACCUCCUCCUGGACGCCGGAAGAACUACCCUUUCAGCGACGGAGGUUUCAGUGAGGAUGACUGGGACAAACCCCCUGGAUUUAUUGGCCAACAACCAGACGGUAUUUUAUUAGAUCCAGAUGACAGUUUCUGGUGUCAGGCACUUGAGGAUCUGGAGACCUGCGGCCAAUCAGAACUACUCAGAGAGAUAGAGGCAUCCAUCAUGACAGGAACAGCCAUCAGUCUGGGUGUAGAUGGUGUCAACAAGCCUCCAGCUGAGGCCAUACUGAGCCACAGCAGGAUGAGCCCAAUGCGGAGGAAUUCUCUCCUGCAUCAGGGUAACCUGCUCCACCAGGCUACACACCUCCACCAGGGUGCCCAUUUGCACGAGGAGGCACACCUGCAUGAGGAGGCCCAACUGCACCAAGAUGCCCACCUGCACCAAGAGGCCCAUUUCAACCAUGAGGCCCACCUGCACCAUGAGGCCCACCUGCACCAAGGGGCCCACAUUCACCAAGAUAACCAAUCCCCUCUCCUGCACCACGAACCCAAGCCCAAGGCCUCAUUGAGAGUGUCAGAGAGGACGUGGGAGUCUCGUCGGAUCAAAGAGGAGAUGCAGGGGAUUCUGUCCCCGACACCUCUGGAGCUGCACAAAGUAACAGUGAUAAAGGACCCAGAGAUUGACGACUUUGGCUUCAGCGUGUCAGACGGCUUCUUGGAGAAGGGAGUUUACGUCAACAUGAUCAGACCUGACGGGCCAGCUGACAGAGCCGGGCUCAAACCCUAUGACAGGAUCCUGCAGGUGAACCACGUGAGGACGAGGGACUUUGACUGCUGCCUGGCAGUGCCUCUGAUUACAGAGGCUGGAGACAGACUGGAGUUGGUCAUCAGCCGCAACCCACUGGGCAACGAUGACACAGAGGACAAUAACAACACUUUGGACCACCCACUAGACCUGUAACACACAUACACACACACACACACACACACACACACACACAGACAAAGAAUCAUGAAUCUCUUGACAUACACACACAUGCAUACACUCAUGCAGGAGACAUACUAUAACUGGUGAAGAGCAAAGUUAUGUGUACUGAAACUGGUCCAAACACACAUACUCCACCGGCCUGCAAUAAAUCUUAAACAGAGACUCCUACACACACAGACACAUACACACAAUCUGCAUGCUCCCACAGUUGUCCCCUCCCACCCACCACACAGGUCUGAACUGCUGUCAUACAGUAUAUUUCUCUAUGGAAGCACUGCCAUAGUGCAGAAAAACCACCAGAGACACUCUCCUGAAGGCUGGCUUGGAGUGCUCAGUAUCGUUCCAACAUAAUAAACCACUUACUUGGCACUUUAACAUGCCAUUUUCUGUGAUUCUGACUCUUUAAAUCUACUUUUUACUCAAAACAAAUGAAUAAAAACCUGCAAUUUGGGUGAGGUAAUUUCAGCUCUUUUCAAUGCCAAGCCACAGGUUUACAUAAAUUUCUAGUGCUGCUGGUAUCAGAGUGAUCUGCCUUAUUCCACAAUAUUGUGAUUUUAGGAAAUCUCAAAUGAAACAACAUAGAAAGAGAGAAACUGCCUUACUCAGUUUGCAGAUUUCAUUUGUUUUAAGAAAAGCUAAUAAGAUUCACUGGAAGACUGAACCAACAGAUUAUAAAGGAGUAUAAUCUGAGUGUCUGACUGUGGUCUUUAUAGAUGUAGCCAUUGUAGAAGUCCAUAUUGCUGCUAAGAGUGUUAAAAUACUGCUGCCCCAUUGCAAUUCCCAACAGUCAUCUUCUGGAAAGGUUAAAUUUGGCUCUUUUUCCAGCUGUCACAUGCAGGUGGACUUCUAUAUUGGAUACCUCUGCAUAUCAUUAGGUAAGCACAGUGAUAUUAUAAAAAAAAUCUAAAUUUGUGCCAUCAUUACAAGGUAAAGACAAUGUCAUCACAACUGCCGAGUUUUGUGUUGAGCCAUCAAAGGGAAGAAGGGAAGGAACAGUUUUUUCUUUCCUGAUUAAACGUGAGAUCUUAAAUUGAAUUUAUUUAAAAGGGCAACUUUUGCUGCAACACAAUUGGGAAGCUGUGCUCAUCGCCCGGAAAAAACUGUGUUACCAACAGAAGAACAUUUUCCUUCAAGAUUUUGAGAGAUUUUGGACCAUUUUCUGUGUUUGUUUUUUUUGUACUCGCCAAUGACUGGGGGAGUUGCCCAUUGACAAUGCCGAAUCUAUCACUGCAGUUGCCUGAGAGCAGUUCAUCUCACCUCUGGCUUACAAAGUCAAAGAGCAGUAGCUACCACAUAUGUAUUUUAAAUGAUCAUGAUUAUGGUUAUGGAUGAGCAUAAUCAGAAAUAACACCUACUUAUGACUUUAAAGGUGCUGUGUGUAGCACUUGUGAGAAAUUCAUUACCACUUUCAUUUUGAGACAUUAGUAUAAUUGCCAUCAACAAAUGAGCUUGUCAGUUCUUCGCCGCAUCAAAACUGUAUUUUACGCUGUGAGCCACUGAGGCCGGUUUGAGGGAUAAUCGCUUUAUGAGCCAAAACAGGAAUAAAGCAAUUUCCUUCAUAAAACAAACGGCUAAAGCCUGAAAAUGUGUUGGUGAAAACAGAUGGUAGAAGGGAUAAAAGGCGGAUGGGAACUUAUUUAUCCAACAUGGUUUGUCUUUACAGUAAACAGACAAACGUGUUAUAUGUAUGGUCGACUUCAAUUUCCAGUGGCAUACAUCAAAGUGUCAAUACUUACAAGUUACAGCAACAAUAGUUUCUUACAGAAAGAUGCAUUACUAAGUAGAGGAGAACAUUCUUUCUGAGGGGUCACCAUUUCUCCUGAAGAUGUGAACACUCAACACUCUGUGUUCAUAUGAUUCGAUAUAACUGCUCAGAUAUGCAUUGUUGUAAAAUGUACAAGAAUAACUACUGUAAGCAUGUUUAGCGUCAUUGGUACUGGGAGUACAUCAUCAUUUUAAUAGAUAGUCCACCUAUUCCCAUCAACAUUUAGCACAUUAUUGUGAACAACAAGCCAAGUCAAAAAAAACAAAAAAAACAUCCUCUUUCCUCUAGGAAGCAAACAGGUUUACAGGCAAUACGGUCUCCAAGCAUUAAUAACAACACAGUUUUAGAAUAGAUGCUACAAAUCAUCACUGCCACAUUCUCGAUAACAAGCUACAACAGCUAUUUCGAUAAGUGAUGUUUUAAAUGCUCCGCGUAGUACCUUUAGAUGAUGUCUACAGUAUUAGAUCAACCAUGAACACUAAAAUGUUACUGCUCUUUGGCUUUGUAAGGAAGACUGUCCCCUUUGUGGCACCAAGAUCAUGGACGAAGUAAAAGGCAUCAUCUGCAAAUAUAGAGAGUGCGUUGUUGGGAUGCUGAAGAUAAGCCCCAAGUUGUUCAGACUAGGAACAAGUCUCACACGCACACACACACACACACACUUACAGAACAGGGCCAACAUGCACAGAUAACAUAUGGACACGAAACAAUGCAGUUUGUGUGUGUGUCAUUAUGUGUUUGUUCACAUUUCUUUGUGUUUGACUGUCUUGUAUAUGUCCAUCUCUGUUGAUGAUCUACAUGAAUGUGCCAGUACAUUUCUAUCUUUGUGGGUGUGUCUGAAAGGGUGCAUAAACACGCUGUAGCCCACUCGAUUUCGCCAACUGAAAAGCCUUUUGUCCUUCGGUUUGGCUUGGUGGAUGGAUCUUAAUACUUCAGUACCCAUGAGGCUUGGCUGCAAUCACUUUGGAGACGAAGCCAGUCAGAGGUGCUAAUUAGAGCAUUUGAGAAUGAAAACAUGGCGUCAUAGUUGCUGAAUUCAUCCAGAAUUGACAGAUAAUUCAAACCAGCCGUUAGAAUUGCAACUACCAGAAUUUUAAUCUGGUCUGAUUGGGUGUUUCAUACUGAAUGCAUCAAUGCGACUCAAAGAACCAGAUGCUUUUUAACACAUCUGAUAAUCUUUUGCACUGAUGCCCAUCCGAGCCGUAGAAAUGCUCCAACUGUCAGUGUGCCCAAAAGAGCUCCACCCACUCUGCAACUCUGGCAUGUGGGUAUUGUAAUAAAAACUUGAAGAAAUCUGAACCUAUUAUUUAAUGACUUUUAUUAACCCUCCCACCUCUCCUCACCUCCUAUUUUUGGUCUGUUGGGUAACAGCAGAGAUUCCUUCCACUUCCUUCAACUCCUGUUUUCAUGAUUUUCUCUGUUUCCUGCCAAAACCUUCUUUGCCCCAAUUAUCAGUGGAUUAACAGAAAUGAGACUGGCUGUCUCUCCCCUCCUACUACUCAAGUGUGUGCGAAUACGUCUGUGUGUGUGUGUGUGUGUGUGUGUGUGUGUGUGUGUGUGUGUGACAGAGAGAAGGAGUGUAUACGGAUCGGAAGGUAACAAUUUUAUAGGUGUUCCUGUGUGUAUAGAUGUAUGUAAGCACAAUAGAGAGAAUUAUUAAUAUGGUGUGAGUGUACAACAUUGUGUGAGAGACAGACAGUACAUAAAACACAGGAGUAAUGCAUUUAUGUGCGAAAGAGUGGACAGAAAAUAGCCUUUGUCCUCUGAAGGAUUGAAAACAUUUGACAGGAACAAUCACAACCUCUGUUCUCUCUCUCUCUCUCUCUUUCUCUCUCUCUCUCUCUCUCUCUCUUUCACUGUUUCUAAGUCUCUCACUCUUUCCUCACGUUGUUACAUAAUACAGUUAGAAUCCAGCUGCACCCAUGUGUGCGUUGGUCUGUGUGUGUGUGAAUGAGGGAGCUUGUAUGUGUAUGUGGUAUGUGUGUACUAUAAACGUGUGUUUACAUGUAUGUAGCUAUUGAUGUCAGUUUUUUCCUUUUGGGUGUGUGUGUUUGUGUGUGUGUGUGUGUGUGUGUGUGUGUCACAGAAGGAGUGCUAGGUGGUGUACAUUUCAUUGUACAGUGGUGAUAUUUUUCAGGGCUGUGGGUUCACUCUCCCUUAUGAAACCCUGAUGAGACAUGAGACUGAAAACAGUAUAAACUCCGUUUUUGUGAGCGAGCCGAAGGAACUUUUUCAUGACUAAAAAAGAAAAAAUGAUUUACUUCUCUCCAAGCACUUACUACAAAAAAAUAAGCACACUGUUGAAUACCAUGCACUGUAAGUAUUUUCAUGUACAACGAAACAAAACUGUCUGAGUGUUUUUUACGCAAUGUCAAGUGGCCAAAAAAAGUUUUGUAAAGCAACAAAAAAAAAAAAGACAAAAUGCUGAGAAAAGCCUUCCAAAUUGUUCUGUUGGUUUUUAUGUAUGUGUGUAUGUACGUAUGUGUGGUCAUCCAUACUCCCUAUGCAUUUCUGGGUCAAAGGUCAGUUUAAAGUCCAAUCCGGAACCGUAAAAAAGUCAGACGGAUGAGUGAAAUGUGUAAAGAAAAUAUAAACAAUUCCUCCCAGUUGUAUAAUGUAAUAAAUGUAACAACUUACAAAAUAUCAAAUUACUGUGAAAAUGUAGGACUGAUAUUACAAUAUUUUAAAUUAAUGGCAUUACAAAUUAUUAAGUUACUAAUGUAUGUCUGAAGAUUUUAUGACAGUAUAUUGUAUUUUAUUAAACUGGCCGGUUGUCGAUAUCACUGAGCCUGUUAAAGGAUGUCGUUACAUUUGAUAAUGUAUAGUAUAGUUAUAAUAUAAUAUAACAUUUAUUACAUCAUCAACUGCAAGGCACUUUCCGGAGUCUGCCAGUCUGACUCAUGCUUAAAAUGUCGAGUGUGUUUGAAUGGUUUAUCUUAACCUAACACUUAAAAAGAGACCAGUUUCUGCCUACGAAGAGGCUAGCUCACUAAACCAGUAGGUCCAAGGAUUUCUCUUAAUGCAGCACAUCGUUACUGUUGUUUCUAUAACACGUACCUGUGUACGCAGCAUGUGUUGUUGGGGUUUCUACCGCAUGAGUUUGUGCAAUUCAGCCGGUCAUUCAUUCAUUGCUUUUAUUUGAAAACACAUGGAAGAAAAAGAGAUCACUACUUAUUGUUUCUGUCAAAUCACACCUUUCUGUUAGUACCUUUGUUUGGUUUUUUUUACCCUGCAGCGGCCAUAUUGGAGGUUAUCAGCUGGUGGCUAAUGGUUGCAAAAGCUGAUUGUGUAACAUUGCGGUCCACAAUUACAGCAGAAUUCAGACAUGGCUCAUAUUUUGCAUUACAUUAGCAUAUUUCCUACAUACAUUCAGCUUGUGAUAAGAUAAUGGUUUGCUUACUCUCCAGAUAACAACAGUUAACUAGCUAACCAUAAUGACCUUUCCAGUCUGUUGCUACUAUUGUAAACAUGAGUACAAGAUUCUUCACUGGACCUGCAGAGUUUGUAGAGUCCCAGCCGACUGUGGUUGUCGCUCUGAAGGGGAAAUCAAGUUUUGUUGCAUCAUUUCCAAACUAGAACAUUUCGAUGUCUCAUAAUGAUCUGUUGGUCAUGAGAGAAUCUUCAAUCUUUGCUUCACAUUUCUUACAAAUCACACGAGAACUUUUUACAAUAAAAGUUAUUCAUGCCUUUAACAUUUGCGUUUAUCUUUCAGAUUUUUUUUUAACAUUAACAGUUUUAAAAAGAUGUGUUGACAAUGAAUGAAAGCUUAUUGCGAUUCCGGAUUGGGCCAUUAAUAAUGUAUGGGUUGAUAUUGUGUUUUUUUUUUUUUUUUUUCUUUAGUUUCUUUUUCUCAAAUUGUGUAAAGUUCUAUUCUAUGUAAUAUAGUAUUUUUAUAUGACAAUAUUAAUCUUCCGAGACAUGGGAGAAAAUACAAAACAAAACUUAUGAAAGGGAAAAUAAAAUGUAUAACUUUGUUGUUGUUGUUGUUUUGUUUGUUUUUUUUCAUUUUCUAUGAAACAAAGAGUGUACUGCUAUAGGCUACUUCUCUUUUCGAGAAGAACAUGAGAAAAGAUCAAAAGAAAGAAAAAUAAAAUGUCUAAUUUUA